This is a messenger RNA of Triticum aestivum (bread wheat), 2992 nucleotides long. Its product is annotated as cysteine-rich receptor-like protein kinase 10. Gene Ontology annotation, biological process: protein phosphorylation. NCBI's taxonomy places the organism in Eukaryota, Viridiplantae, Streptophyta, Magnoliopsida, Poales, Poaceae. The record is from RefSeq and is a predicted model, not a curated record. Gene Ontology annotation, cellular component: plasma membrane. Gene Ontology annotation, molecular function: ATP binding; protein serine/threonine kinase activity. Bases 290 to 2509 code for a protein of 739 amino acids. The transcript is spliced from 7 exons.
UUGUCGCCCGCCGCCGAAGUUGAAAAAGAAGUCCACUCCGCCGGCCGCCGUCCUCCACUGCUGACUUAUCUCUUGGCCGCGCCACUUGCAGCGGAGGCUACAUUGGCUGGCGAGCGAGCAGGAGAGCGGAGCGAGCGCUAGCGGAGGCAUCGUUUUAAGGCAGUUCCUCCUGCAACGCAGAGCUCUGUGGAAGAUAAGCCCCGAUCCAUCACUUAUUGAUGAUCCACGGUUACUACAAACUUGGGGAGGUGGAACUCCUCAAGUUUUCCAGUUAUCUACUGACUUGUUGAUGUAUGCUGGUGUUUUCCAGUUCUCUACAUUGUUUUUACUUUUUAUUAUGUUCUUGUUCUAUAGCAUUUUUUUGUCUCCCUUUUUUUUUCCAGAGCUCCUCAGUUUCUACAAGUUCCCUGACGAGAUGCGGUUCCUAUCAUCCGCGGACCUGGCUUGUCAUCCACAGAUGGCCAUGGUUAUCCUCCUCCUCCUCCUGCCCCUCGUGCCUCUCGCCGCUGCCCAAGCAUGGCCAUUUUGUGGCGACAGCGGUGUCUACGAAUCAGAUAGCACCUACGAAGCCAACCUCGAGCUCCUCUCAACCACCCUCCCGAAGAAAGCAGCGUCCAGCACCAACCUCUUCGCCACCGACACCGUUGGCAUUGUUCCGAAUGUCAUCUUCGCCCUCGCACUCUGCCGCGUGGACUCCAACGCCUCUGCCUGCGAGGGCUGUUUGGUUACCGCCUUCCAGGACGGGCAGGAGCACUGCGCGAACAAUAAGGACGCCGCCGUGUACUAUGAUAGCAAUCCCUGCAUGCUCAGGUUCUCCAACCAGAAUUUUCUUGCUACCAACGUCAAUGACAAUAUACUCGUCGUUCCGAGCAUGGAAAUGCCGCUCAUCACCUGGACAAGAGCCGACUUCUCCAGGAUCCUGUUUUUCACGCUUCUGAACAGCACGGCUGAAUCGGCCGCGGACAGCCCAAGGUGGUUCACCACCUCGCGCUUAGACAUCAGCUCCUUCCCUACGCUCUACUGCCUUAUGCAGUGCACGCCAGACCUGACCGCCGACGACUGCAUGGCCUGUUUGCAGCCUUACUCCCAGUAUACACUCAAGUACAUGGAUGGUCAGAAAGGUGGUCAAAUUCUGGGGACACGGUGUAGCAUGAGGUACGAGAUAUACCCAUUCUUCCAAGGGGAGACCAUGCUGCGUAUUAGCAACUUGGCAUCUGAAGUUCCGGCAAUCAACAACACCUUGCCGCCAGUUACAGUGUACCCGCAUUUGCCGGUUUCGCAAGCCACCAUCCAAGAAUAUCAGGGACGCAACUCCCGCCGGAAGGUGCUGCGGAUUAUUGCUAUUGCAGCUCCAUUACUGUCAAUAUUUCUGUGCUUUAUCUGUUGCAUUGUAUGGAUGACAAGACGAAGAAAAGGAACUGAUAUCUUACACGAUCAAGCUGCCAUGAAUAGGCUGGAAGAAGACGCAUUCGUUUCGAGAUUGGAAGACAAGAGUUUAGAGUUCACUCUCUUUGAAUUUUCUGAGAUAUUGCAUGCUACACACAACUUCUCCAAAGAAAACCUACUUGGGCAAGGUGGUUUUGGUCCUGUCUACAAGGGCCAAUUACCAGAUGGAGUGGAAAUUGCAGUUAAAAGGCUUGCCUCACAUUCAGGACAGGGUUUCACAGAAUUCAAAAAUGAAGUUGAACUUAUUGCAAAACUACAGCACAAUAAUCUGGUCAAGCUCAUAGGAUGCUGCAUUGAGGGAGAGGAAAAACUUUUGGUGUACGAAUAUUUGCCAAAUAAGAGCUUGGACUUCUUUAUCUUUGAUGUUAGCCGAACAACUUUGGUUGAUUGGAAUAAAAGAUGUGUUAUAAUCGAAGGGAUAGCCCAAGGUCUACUGUAUCUCCACAAGCACUCUCGCUUGCGCAUCAUACACAGGGACCUUAAGGCCAGCAACAUUCUCUUGGACCAGGGCAUGAAUCCCAAAAUUUCUGAUUUUGGGCUAGCAAAAAUUUUCAGCUCCAAUAAUACUCAAGGGAGCACAAAGAGGGUGGUGGGAACAUAUGGUUAUAUGGCUCCGGAGUAUGCAUCUGAAGGCAUUUACUCGAUCAAAUCUGAUGUGUUCAGCUUUGGUGUCUUACUUCUCGAGAUCCUUAGCGGACAAAGGAAUUCUGGUUUCCAUCAGCACGAAGACUUUCUUAACCUCCUUGGAUAUUCAUGGCAGCUAUGGGAAGGAGGAAGAUGUUUUGAGCUUCUAGAAGCAUCAAUUGCCAAGGAGAUCCAUGCAGCGGAGGCUAGGAGGUACAUUAACAUUGCACUAAUGUGCGUACAAGAGCACGCAGAUGAUCGACCGACCAUGUCAAAUGUCGUUGCGAUGUUAAACAGCGAGAGUGUUAUUCUUCCAGAGCCUAAACAUCCAGCAUACUUCAGCCUAAGGGUAUCUAAAGUAGAUGAAUCGGGUAAUAAUGACUUAACCGUCUGCAGUAAUAACGAGGUAACCAUCACUGAGGAGCCAGAUGGCAGAUAGUUGAUCACCUUGCUUCAAUUGUUAAUGGAAGUGCUAGCAAUCAGACAACAGGCAGGCAGACCAGGUCAAGUGAACUAGGGCAGACCAAGUAAGCCUAUCAUAUUUUGGUUAUGAAGGAUGGCGACCGGCGUAUCUCUGUAGCCGUUGUUCGGUCCAGCGGUAUCUGUGUAAGCUCUGCCAGUAUGCAUAGGCUGUAUUGAUAUGCAGGUUAAUACUGUAUGUAGCUUUUGUGCACUGCACCAUCGUUUUCCACUGGUGGCUGCUGCUGUAGACUUUAAAGGAAGACUUGAAAUCCAAAGGAUUUCAAUCUGAUAACAGAUGCAUUUUUCCACUGGUGGCUGCUGCUGUAGACUUUAAAAGAAGACUUGAAAUCCAAAGGAUUUCAAACUCACAGCAGAUGCAUUAACUGAAUCCUGUUGGGUAAAGUAUUUGUUGCAUCUGUACGCGCCUUUCAUGUUUUCCUGAAAGUUAAUUCCAUUUACA